Molecule: messenger RNA, 1449 nt
Organism: Bursaphelenchus okinawaensis
Lineage: Eukaryota; Metazoa; Nematoda; Chromadorea; Rhabditida; Aphelenchoididae
Source: the annotation of a GenBank genome assembly
AUGACUGUCGCAGAAGAAAAUGUCACUCGUUUGCCGUUGGUCGAGAAAUACCGACCGAAAGAUCUCUCUGAACUGGUAUCUCACACUGACAUUAUAUCAACCAGUAAGUGUUUCUUUUAAAAUGUUAUUGGUUUAGUUAAAAAGAUGAUUCGUGAUAACCGGGUUCCUCAUUUCUUGUUUUACGGACCUCCAGGCACUGGGAAAACGUCUACAAUAUUGGCAAUGGCUCAUGAGUUAUACGGAAAGCUGGAAUAUAGAAGCAUGGUUCUUGAAGUGAGUUUAUAAACUUGAGAUUAAGGUUUGAGCUUUUUUAUGCACUUUGUUAUUAAAUUCGUAAUUUAGGUAACAAAACGAUUAUUUUUUAAGUUUAGAGUACUUGUCUUAAACUUUGUGGUUAAAAAUCUUUAUUUUUAGUUGAACGCAUCUGACGAUCGUGGAAUCGAAACAGUCAGAGGAAAGAUUAUCCGUUUUGCCGAGAAUUCAGCUAUGGGCUUUGGGCCAUCCGAAGACGGAAAGUUUAAACUGAUUGUGUUGGAUGAAGCAGAUUCGAUGACAAAAGAUGCUCAAAAUGCUUUGAAAAGGGUAAUUGAAAAGUACUCGAAAAAUGUUAGAUUCUGUUUGAUUUGCAAUCAUCUAUCUAGCAUUAUUCCGGCUAUUCAAUCUAGAUGUACCAGGUAUGUUAAGGUUUGAAAACUUUGACUUUUAGUGUUAUCUUGUAUUGACUUUUAGUAUCAUGUUUUUAAACUUUUAUACUGCUGACGACAUUCACAAUGAAAAUCUGAGAAUUUGUCAAAUUUUAAUUUCAGAUUCCGAUUCCCACCGUUAAAAGAAGACCAAAUCAAACCUCGAUUGGAUUUCGUGGUUAAGAACGAAGGUUUAUCUGUGACUGAAGAUGGCAAGAAGGCUUUAUUUGAGCUUUCUGGAGGUGAUAUGAGGAAGAUAUUGAAUGUUUUGCAAUCUACAUAUCUGGCAUUUGGAGAAGUUACGGAAAAGAAUAUUUAUGCUUGUGUUGGACAGCCUAACCCGGAAAUCAUAAAGAAGAUCAUCCACAGUGCCAUGAAUGAUAGUGGUGAAGAGGCUAUUAGAAGUAAGGAGUUUAAAAUUGUUUUUAAAACAGCUUUUUAUUGAAAAAACAUUGCAAAUUUUUCUUGUAUUGGGUUUUAGUUGAAUCCAUCUGACGAGUUAGCUUAUUUUUUAAAGGUAGUAAAACAUAAAUUUUUAGCUAUUAAACGUCUCCUCAAAGAAAACGCUCUCUCUAUGGCGGAUGUGUUAGAGAACAUGGCAGAUCUUGUCCUGGCAACCGGCUUCAAAGAGAACAUUGCUGCCCACUUGAUUAUGGAGUUGUCCAAGAUUCAGGUGAAUGUCACAAUGGGAGCGUCAGAGAAUCUUCAAAUGAAUGCUAUGGUUGCAGCGUUCGUAUGUGCGCGAGAAGGAACUUUUAAGCUUUAA